Messenger RNA from Coregonus clupeaformis (lake whitefish), 1167 nucleotides. RefSeq names its product XK-related protein 9-like. Gene Ontology annotation, biological process: engulfment of apoptotic cell; apoptotic process involved in development; phosphatidylserine exposure on apoptotic cell surface. The transcript has 4 exons. Bases 1 to 1167 code for a protein of 388 amino acids. Gene Ontology annotation, cellular component: plasma membrane. The record is from RefSeq and is a predicted model, not a curated record. Lineage: Eukaryota; Metazoa; Chordata; Actinopteri; Salmoniformes; Salmonidae.
AUGCUUCAAACAGACUCUGAGUUCACUAAAGCACGAUGGGUCUGUACCCUCAUAGGACUGGGCUUUUACCUGGUGGACAUUGUGACCGAUGUGGGACUAGCAGUGAAGUACUUCCUAAAUGGACACCUGGUCUGGGCUGGGCUGACUCUACUGUUUGUGGUGAUUGGGUCAACGGCCACACAGGUCUUCAGCUACUCCUGGUACAGAGAUGACACGAGGAACCCACUGGUUAACCCUGGUGGAGACAGGCUGAUAUCUGGGAUGAACAGAGGAGGACUGAUUGGACUCCAUGUCAUGCAGAUGGGCAUCUUCACCAGGUACUACCACCUGUUGAAGACGGGAUACAGGGCGGUGUGGUCCAAGUCACCCGAGACUGUUGACUGCUCCAGAGAGGUCCACCUGGCCCUGUUUGGCCAGGCGACCGAUCUGAGCAUGCUCAAACUGUUUGAGACGUUCCUGGAGAGUGUUCCUCAGCUCCUCCUCCAGCUGUGCAUCCUGCUGGGCCAUGGACACAAGUCCAUACUACAAUGCAUCUGCAUGGUGGGCUCAUUCAUCAACAUCGCCUGGGCCAUAGUGGACUACCGGCGCUGUCUCCGCCGAUCCUUACCCCAGGUCCAAGAGAUGCCGUCUGGCCUUCCUACCUUCUUCUACCUCAUGUACAAGCUCCUGACCAUCUCCACGCACAUCCUCAGCCUCAGCCUCUUCCUCAUCCUCAGCCUGUACAGUGCCCUGGGUAUGGCUGUCCUCUGGCUGGCCGGGACCCUCUGGGCCCAUUGGGUCCACACUGACUUCUGCACGUCUAAAAGCCUAGAGAGGCUCUAUCGGACCAUCGUGGGAGUCGUCCUCGUGUUCACCUUCUUUAACGUGAAAGGACAGGACACAAGAUGGCCGAUGGCUGUGUACUACGUCCUCUAUGCGUUAGUGAACCUCUCAGGUCCCUUGCUGCUGGUUCUGGUGAGGCCAGAGGCCGAGUCUACUGAGUACUUCUGGCCGGUGACUCUGCUGAUAUUUGGAGGGACUGUUCUAGGGCUGGCCUGUCUGCUCCUGUAUUAUACUGUCUGCCACCCCAGAGGGAAGAGUCUAGAGGCAGAUGAGGUGGAUGGACACAUGGGACAGGAGAGAGAACCAGAUACAAUGCUGCGAAUGAGCAGCUUCCUACAGCUCUGA